Molecule: messenger RNA, 306 nt
Organism: Microthlaspi erraticum
Lineage: Eukaryota; Viridiplantae; Streptophyta; Magnoliopsida; Brassicales; Brassicaceae
Source: the annotation of a GenBank genome assembly
AUGGAAGAACAUUGUUCAGUCAUAUGCGGCGAAUGGCGCUGCUUUUCAGUAGGGCAUUGGGAUUUCCUGGUGGAUAAGAGCUUGAUGUCCUGGGUUGUUGUUGUUUUCGUGGGGAUUAGCCUCGCUGAUUUGAAGAAACGUGUUGUCACAGAGUUUUUCCCGGAUGGCAAAUCUUCCCUUACAGUCACCAGGGGGAAUAAGUGUGAUGAUUUGAAUGGGAACGCCAAAACAGGGUGCUCUAUUUCUGUUGGGCUCGGAAGCUGCUCAUCUAGGGGUCCUGCCACUGUUGAUGUUGGAAGUCUUUGA